Lithohypha guttulata is the source of this 1341-nucleotide messenger RNA. It is a transcript of the gene KIN28, whose product is annotated as TFIIH complex serine/threonine-protein kinase subunit kin28. Gene Ontology annotation, biological process: positive regulation of transcription by RNA polymerase II; protein phosphorylation. Gene Ontology annotation, molecular function: RNA polymerase II CTD heptapeptide repeat kinase activity; ATP binding; cyclin-dependent protein serine/threonine kinase activity. Gene Ontology annotation, cellular component: nucleus; cytoplasm; transcription factor TFIIK complex. The transcript has a single exon. Lineage: Eukaryota; Fungi; Ascomycota; Eurotiomycetes; Chaetothyriales; Trichomeriaceae. The coding region runs from base 1 to 1341 and encodes 446 amino acids. The record is from RefSeq and is a predicted model, not a curated record.
AUGGCAACUGCUAGAACGGCACCAUCACCACUUCCGCCUCACAUUCUCUCUCCCCACUCAUUGCAACAGAAUGGUAAAGCCAGAUCACCAAUUGGAAGGACCUUACCACUAAGAAAGCCAUCUCUCAAGGACGCCACCGCCUCGCCAAAGAGGAAAAUACCUGAUGAAGCAGCGACGAACAAAACCCUGGACUCUCCACCAACAGCCAAGAGGCGGCGUGUAGAGCCUCCUCCUGAACACGACAUGGCAGAGCAGAUGAACAGAGACGUCGAAAUGAAGUAUGUCAUAGGCAAGAAGAUAGGCGAGGGAACUUAUGCCGAUGUGCACAAAGCUCAUCUCAGAGACGAUCCGAAUUAUCUGGUCGCGGUCAAACGCUUCAAACGAGAUGAGAUGAAAACGAGAGAUGGUAUCAAUGUCGAUACCGUCCGCGAAAUCAAGUAUACGACAGAACUACGGCAUUCAAACAUAGUGGUCCUCUACGAUAUAUUUGCCGAACGAGACCAGAGACUAUGUAUGGUUAUUGAAUUUGCUUCGGGUGGAAACCUGGAGGAACUCAUAAAAGACACCGAUGGUAUCAGCUAUGGCAUUGCAGACACAAAGGCAUGGAUGGGCAUGCUCCUCAGGGGAGUUUAUUUCUGCCAUAGGAAUUUCGUGCUGCACCGUGAUAUCAAGCCAGGGAAUUUACUGCUUAAUGCUGAUGGCAAUCUCAAGCUUGCUGAUUUUGGGUUAGCGAGAUCCUUUGCAGGUCCGGAACAGGUCAUGACACAUGUGUCAAUCACCUUGUGGUAUCGACCACCGGAAAUGCUGUAUGGAGCAACACAUUAUAGUGGUGCGGUUGACAUAUGGAGUUGUGGAAUGGUGUUUGCUGAACUGCUUCUGCGAAGACCGUUCGCUCCAGCGAACAUAGCCGAGGAUGAAUUCCAGGGAGGUGAGCUCAAGCAACUUGAUGUGUUAAACACGGCUCUAGGCUCUGCGACAGAAGAGGUUUGGCCUGGUGUCAGUAAGUUGCCUCUUUACCACGAGCCGCAACCACAUUAUCCGAUAAGAGAUAGGCGCUCCUUCCGGGGUAUCUUCAAGAACGGCGAUGACGUCGGAGUCGACCUCCUGCGCCAGAUGCUCACUUAUGAUCCACGAAAGAGACCUACAGCUCAGGGCUGUUUAGAAGACUCAUGGUGGAGCACCGAACCUCGACCGACAGAAGCAGCCUCUUUGCCUAGGAAGAAGAACAUAGACGAGAAGGCUAUGGGAGAUGCGUUAGCAAAUCCUGGUAAGGUAGAACCUCAAGUAGACGAGAAGUUCAGAGGCGUGGCCAGGAAGCUGGACUUUGGUGCUCCAAAAUAA